Penicillium samsonianum is the source of this 201-nucleotide messenger RNA. RefSeq lists its product as uncharacterized. Lineage: Eukaryota; Fungi; Ascomycota; Eurotiomycetes; Eurotiales; Aspergillaceae. The record is from RefSeq and is a predicted model, not a curated record. The transcript has a single exon. Bases 1 to 201 code for a protein of 66 amino acids.
AUGGCGGGACGGGCCGCGAUGCGAACCCCUGAACCGCCCGGGCAGUCUAUUGCCUCUCCCAUUUGGGAUUGUAACCUGACCACAGAGAACAAACAAGAUACAGCACACAAUGCUCGCUUCCAUAUUAACAUUACUGAAGCAAGAGUAGACUGGCCUAGCAAAGGCGCUGGUACGGUAUCAAUUUAUGCUCGCGUGGAAUAA